Aspergillus mulundensis is the source of this 1077-nucleotide messenger RNA. It is a transcript of the gene trm8, whose product is annotated as tRNA (guanine46-N7)-methyltransferase. The record is from RefSeq and is a predicted model, not a curated record. Gene Ontology annotation, cellular component: tRNA methyltransferase complex. The transcript is spliced from 3 exons. Gene Ontology annotation, molecular function: tRNA (guanine(46)-N7)-methyltransferase activity. NCBI's taxonomy places the organism in Eukaryota, Fungi, Ascomycota, Eurotiomycetes, Eurotiales, Aspergillaceae. Gene Ontology annotation, biological process: tRNA methylation; RNA (guanine-N7)-methylation. Bases 1 to 1077 code for a protein of 358 amino acids.
AUGGGCGCCACGGCAAAGAAACAAAAGCGCGAGGUCUACCGCAAUAAAGUCGCUGCUGCGACCUCUGCGGAGGUCGGCGAUGUAGCCCUAGCGGACCUAAAGCUGCCGCAGAAGAAGUACUACCGCCAGCGCGCCCAUGCGAAUCCAUUCUCGGAUCAUCUGUUGAAGUACCCCCUCUCCCCAGCACACAUGGACUGGAGCAAGCACUUCCCGGCCUUCGUGAACCCCGACCCCACACAGACGAACCUCGCCGGCACAAGGAAGCUACUCAGGGACGUGGAGGUCGUCGAUAUCGGAUGCGGCUUCGGCGGCCUACUCGUUGGGCUCGCGCCCGUUUUGCCCGACUCGCUUAUGGUUGGAAUGGAAAUCCGCGUCCAAGUAACCGAAUACCUCACAAACCGCAUCAAAGCCCUACGCGCCCAACAAGCCCUAAAACGCCAAAUGACCUCGACAUCUACACCCUCAACGCCCGCCCCCGAACCCUCCCCUGCCCCUGCUACCGCCUCCGAAACCAACCCCAACUCCAAACCCGCAACCCCCGACCCCACGGUCGACGACUCCGAAGUCUUCCCAAACUCCCUAAUCCCCGGCGGCUACCAAAACAUCACCGCGAUCCGGGCCAACACGAUGAAAUUCCUGCCGAACUUCUUUGCGCGCGGGCAGCUGUCCAAGAUCUUCAUUUGUUUCCCGGAUCCGCACUUCAAGGCGCGCAAGCACAAGGCGCGCAUUGUGAGCGAGACGCUGAAUGCGGAGUAUGCGUAUGCGCUUCGGCCUGGUGGGUUGCUCUAUACGAUUACGGAUGUGGAGGAGUAUCAUUAUUGGAUUUUGAGGCAUUUUGGGUAUGGGACGCCUGUUGAGAAGGGGCAGGGGCCGGAAGGGGGAGAGGAGGGGUUGGAAGAGGUGAAGAGGGAGGGGUCGGCGGAGUUGUUUGAGAGGGUGAGUGAGGAGGAGAUUGAGAAGGAUGAGUGUGUUAGGGUUAUGAAGGAUGCGACGGAGGAGGGGAAGAAGGUUGCGAGGAAUAAGGGGAAUAAGUAUGUUGCUGUGUUCAGGAGGAAGGAAAACCCGGAGUGGGUUUGA